Molecule: messenger RNA, 2960 nt
Organism: Neltuma alba
Lineage: Eukaryota; Viridiplantae; Streptophyta; Magnoliopsida; Fabales; Fabaceae
Product: EIN3-binding F-box protein 1
Exons: 2
Coding region: 239-2209 (656 amino acids)
Biological process (GO): SCF-dependent proteasomal ubiquitin-dependent protein catabolic process
Cellular component (GO): SCF ubiquitin ligase complex
Molecular function (GO): protein binding
Source: RefSeq, a predicted model, not a curated record
UAUCUUCUUCAUUAGUUCGUGUCCCUCUCCUCUUCCCUCUCGCCUCCCUUUUUUGCCCUAUUAUUAGGGUUCUCAUGACCUUCUAGCUCUGCUCUCUCAUGCGUUCCUGUUCUCCGCAGUUGUUUAUCGCCGUCUACGCCUCAAUUUUCUUCUGCUUUAGCUUUUUCGCUCUCUUUCGAGGGUUCUUUGGUGCAGAGCAACGCAGAUUUGACCUCCUGGGGUUUUCUGGGUUGUACCCAUGUCAAAAGUCCUUGGAUUUACUGGAAUUGAUGAUUUUUUCCCCGGGGGGUCAAUAUAUGCCAACCCCAAGGAGCCCAGUCUGUUGUUGUCUCUUGGUCGUCAUGUUGAUCUAUACUUUCCACCUCAGAAGAGAUCACGUAUCAGUGCUUCAUUGAAGAGAUCACACAUCAAUGAUCCAUUUCCUCUCAGUGGAGAAUUGUUUGAGGCCGAGAAGAAGCAAACAUCCAUUGAAAAUUUGCCAGAUGAGUGCCUCUUUGAGAUCUUCCGAAGGUUGCCCACAGGUCAAGAGAGAAGCUUAGCUGCCUGUGUUUCCAAGCGCUGGCUUUGGCUCCUAAGUAACAUUAGCAAGGAUGAAAUUUGCAGCCAUGAGAAGACAAGUUAUGAGAAUGAUGUUAGUGGAGAGGAGGCUGAUGUUGAGGAAUUUGGGGGUGGCGGAUGCCUCUCCCGAGACUUGGAAGGAAAGAAGGCCACCGAUGUCAGACUUGCGGCUGUUGCUGUUGGGACUGCUUCUCGUGGCGGAUUGGGAAAGCUGUCAAUCCGUGGAGGCGAUUCAGGUUGUGCAGUGACUAAUCUUGGUCUCAGGGCAGUUGCGCAUGGAUGCCCUUCUUUAAAGGCUCUUUCUCUUUGGAAUGUCACUACGAUAGAUGAUGAAGGCCUGAUUGAGAUUGCUAGUGGAUGUCCUCAGCUAAAGAAGCUCGAUCUUUGCUGUUGUCCCACAAUAUCUGAUAAGGCUUUGAUUGCAGUUGCAAAGAACUGCCCUAACCUGACUGAGUUAUCAAUUGAAUCAUGUCCGAGAAUUGGUAAUGAUGGUCUACAAGCUAUUGGGCAGUUUAGCACUAACCUGAGAUCCUUAUCAGUAAAAAAUUGCACUCAUGUUGGUGAUCAGGGAAUUGCGAGCCUUUUUUCUUCAGCUUCUUUUCUUCUGACAAAGGUGAAGCUUGAGGCGCUGACAAUUUCUGACCUCUCUUUAGCAGUUAUUGGACAUUAUGGCAAGGCAGUUACAGAUCUUGCCCUUAAAUGCCUUCCCAAUGUUAGUGAGAAAGGGUUCUGGCUCAUGGGUAACGGCCAUGGGUUGCAGAAGUUAAAUUCACUCUCAGUUGCAUCCUGUCAAGGAGUAACAGAUAUUGGGCUUGAUGCUUUAGGAAGGGGUUGCCCAAAUCUGAAGCAUCUGUAUCUCUGUAAAAGUGCGUUCCUAUCAGACUAUGGGCUGGCCUCGUUUUCCAAAGUUGCUUUAUCAAUUGAGAGCCUAAAAUUGGAGGAGUGCCAUAGAAUCACCCAGGUUGGGUUUUUCGGUGUCCUUUUCAAUUGUUGUGUCAAAUUGAAGGCCCUUGCACUUAUAAGCUGCUUUGGGAUUAAGGCUCAGAAUUUGGUGUUGCCUUCUGUAUCUCCUUGCCAAUCACUGCAGUCUCUAUCUAUUUGUAACUGUCCCGGUUUUGGUGAUGCUGCAAUGGCUUUAGUGGGAAAGCUUUGCCCUCAGCUGCAGUAUGUUGAAUUGAGCAGACUUGAGGGAGUGACUGAUUCAGGGUUCCUUGCAUUGCUUUUGAAUUCUGAUGCUGGUCUGGUAAAAGUUAAUCUCAGUCAGUGUGUUAAUUUGACAGAUAAAGCAGUUUCCUCCAUCGCAACUAAGCAUGGCUUGACUCUUGAGGUCUUUAAUCUUGAUGGCUGUAAAAAGAUCAGUGAUGUUAGCUUGAUGGCAAUUGCUGAGAACUGCCCAUUGAUCUGGGAUCUGGAUGUGUCAGGGUCUGCAAUUACUGAUGCUGGUGUCACAGCCCUGGCAGGUGGUAGUAUGUUCCAUUUGCAGAUCCUGUCCUUGUCUGAUUGCUCUCUUGUUUCAAACAAGAGCCUGCCUGCUUUGCGAAAGUUGGGUGAGACUCUUCUGGGGUUAAAUAUCCGUAACUGCAAGGCAAUUAACAGCCGUACGACUGGGAAGCUUUCGGAACAGCUCUGGAGGUGUGACAUCCUUGCUUGAGCGAAAAAGUGAUUCUCUCUUCGCAGACGAGGGAACUAGUGCUGUGGAUUGAACCAAGUAGGAGGUUUUUUAGACAGUCUUGAUGUUAUUGUUUCAUAGUAGUUUUUGGGUCCAUUGUAUGGGUCUUGUCUUCCAGGUACUCUGUUCUCUUUUUCCAGGGUAUACAGGCAUCUUUUUUGCAGGUUUCCAUCCUUUUAUAGGAAACCUGUUCGAAGUUUUGUCUCCCAUUAACGGGAUGUCAUCUUCUAAGUGGCUGUAUUUCUGUGAGAACAUAGUUACGGGGUUCUGGAGUUAGGAGUUUCUUAGUGGUGUUGGCAUCUGAUGUUUUUAGCCCGACAUUACGUCAGUUUUGCCCCCGUCUUUGUCAAAUUUCCACUUGCAAGUUUUUACAGCUUCUGUAUCCAGGGUCUGUCCAGUGUUGUUUACCAAAUCUUGAUGAUUUGGGCCUAAGUUUUAUUCGAAGGGCAGGUUAUCUAAUGAUCUUGUGGUUGCUGCUUGUCAGUUCGGUGUUUAUGAUGCUGUUGUCUUCAAGGCUAUGGCCAUGGCAGCUAGUUAUACGAGUCUGCCAUCACAACCAUCACCUCUUAGAGGAAAGGGUUGUUUUUUUCACCUAGCCCUUGUUUUUAAUUCGGCAUCAUUUUUUGGUGAACUCUCAAGUUGCAACUUCAUACAUGUUAUAGAUACCAGCAUCUGCCCUUUGUAUUGUAUUAUUAUCCCUGAGAAGUUAUGAAUAAAUUAGAGUUUCUUUAAA